AUGACAUGGAAAAAGUUGGCUGUCCCCGAAACACCUCAGGGCGGAGCAAAGGUGGAACACAUGUUCGUCCUCUCAGCCGCAUUGCCCAUCACCAAAGCACUUAGCCUCUUUCUGUUGAUCUAUCUAUCCUCUCAGUUGGCGAUGCUUCCAUCUUUUUCCAUAUCCACCCCUCGUCCGUUGCCUAUCCAUGACAAGUCAGUUAUCCCUUUAGGCCUCGGAUCUUGA
Messenger RNA from Protopolystoma xenopodis, 225 nucleotides. Lineage: Eukaryota; Metazoa; Platyhelminthes; Monogenea; Polystomatidea; Polystomatidae. The record is from the annotation of a GenBank genome assembly.